This is a messenger RNA of Saccoglossus kowalevskii, 1926 nucleotides long. Its product is annotated as E3 ubiquitin-protein ligase TRIM71-like. NCBI's taxonomy places the organism in Eukaryota, Metazoa, Hemichordata, Enteropneusta, Harrimaniidae. The record is from RefSeq and is a predicted model, not a curated record. Gene Ontology annotation, biological process: proteasome-mediated ubiquitin-dependent protein catabolic process; protein polyubiquitination. Gene Ontology annotation, molecular function: protein binding; ubiquitin protein ligase activity; zinc ion binding.
AUGCGUCGAAGAACCCCGCGUCUAUCUGGAACUGCACCUCUAAAAUGUGAGGGGUGCGAGUCUGAUCCAGCUUUAGCAACCUGCAUUGAAUGUCAACAAUACCUGUGCACCAACUGUGUUAAAGUUCACAAAAACAUUGCAUUAACACGUGUUCAUAGGGUUAUAUUUCUCACAGGGCUAAGCAUACCAUCUACUCCAAUCCCACAGCCUUCUUCUACAAACAAUUAUAAGUUUUGUUCCAUUCACCAUGGUAGUGAAGUAAAGUUUUUCUGUAAGACCUGUGAAGUGCCAACCUGUUCAGACUGCACAAUAGUGACACACCGUAUACCAGACCAUGUCCACAUACCCUUGAAAGAAGCUGUAGAUGCGUGUCGCAGUGACUUGGUAAAGAUGGCCAUGGCACUUGAAGAAAGGAGUGUUGUCCUUUCAAAGGGAAUGGCUAAAACAGCCGAAUUUUGUCACAAGCUGAAUACAAAUCUCACCAGAGAAAAGGACACAGUACGAGGUGCAUCUAGGGAGAUGAACCUGGCUGUGAGUAGGGAAGAGAAGUCUGUAAUUGAUGACAUAGAACAUGAACGUGCGGCAAGGAUGAAACCUUUGAACCUUCAGGUGCAUAAUCUUGAAUCAAAACACAAAUCUCUGAAACAGGCUUUUACUAAGAUACAGAAGUACUUGCAUUCCAAGGACUAUGUAGACCUGUUAUCAUCGAAACAUUGUACAGAGCAACACAUCAUGAAACUUAUUGAUGACACCGAAACAAAUGUGACUAAAUAUGACCUUGAAGUGCUGCCUCGUGGUGAAAAAGUCUCGAACCUGUUCAGACAUAAACAGCCAGUGUGCGUUUCCAACUGCACUAUUGGAGGUAAUGUUGAAUACAUGUUCAAAGGUCAAGCAGUCGCCAUACCAAUUUCCACCAAAGACUGUAUGGGAAGACAUGUAGUUGGUGAACAUAAGGUUAAAGCAAUUCACAUUAAACCGGAUGGCUCUCCACAGAAGCUAAUGCAAGUGAUUGAUAAUGGCGAUGGUGCAUACUCUGUGACUUUACACGGUGACGUGGAAGGCAAUCAUAAAAUUAUAUUGAUGAUUGGAGAUAUAGCCAAACCAGGACCUCCAUUCACAGUGCAAGUCAUCAAAGGCUUAGUCAAAACCAUAGGCCAGAAAGGAGACGGGAAACUACAAUUCAAUAAUAUUUGUGGCAUUGCAAUAAAUACAGAUGGUGACAUUGUAGCUGCUGACAAAGACAACAACAGACUACAGAUCAUAGAUAUUAGCGGGAAAUGUAAGGAUAUAAUAGCACUAGAAGAGCAGUUUAGACCGAUAGAUGUGGCUAUUUUAAAUAACGACAAUUAUGUUGUAGUUGGUGAUCAAACAAACAAAGUUGCUUUAAUCAAUACAAUUAGAAAUACCAUUUCAUAUUUUGGUAUGAGUUUUCUAGAUCGCACAAGAAGUAUUGCUGUAUGCCCGAUUACUAAUUUGGUUUAUGUUUUAAAUGAACACUGGCCAUGGAAUGUUUUUGCAAAGGUGUUUACACAAGAAGGUGCGUUUGUGAAAUCAAUUAAAUUGAAACGAUCCACCCCUAAUUGUAUCAGGAUUGACAGCGAAGGUAAAUUGUUUGUGUGUGUCACCAAUAAUAACAAUGUGGACGUAUACGAUAAAGAUGGGCCCUUUUUAUAUAGAAUUCCAGAAGUUAGAAAGUCAGGUAGAAUGUUGUACAAACCAGCAUAUUUAGCUUUUGAUGACAAUGGAUAUCUUUAUGUCAGUGGUGACAAUAAAUUACAAAAGUUUGAUUGUCUAGGAAAUUUCAUCUGCCAAAUUAACACACAUGAAGAUGGAUUAAAACGUCCAUCUGGUAUUGCAAUAAUGAACAACUUAACAGUAGCAGUUGCUGAUAGCCAAACAAAUUGCAUUAAACUAUUUGUACAGUAA